AUGUACGAAAAAACUUCAUUUCCGGAUUUGCAUCUUCAAACACGCACCAUCACUCUGAAUUCCGUCAUGCCCAAGUUGACUCUGUCCUCGCGCACCUCGCAGACAGUAGAUGCGCUUUUGCAAUAUAUCAACAGGAGCCCGAGCCCGUUUCAUGCCGUUUACGAGACUGUACAAGCACUGUCGGCCGCCGGGUUCAAACAACUUCGCGAGGAAGAUUCAUGGAAGGAAGCUGUGAAACCGAAUGGAAAGUAUUAUGUCACUCGCAAUCAGUCGGCCGUGGUAGCUUUUGCCGUCGGUGGAAAGUAUCAGCAUGGAAACGGCUUUCAUGUUAUUGGCGCACACACUGAUAGCCCAUGUCUUAAGGUUAAGCCCACUUCCAACAUCGAGUCGCAAGGCUACCUGCAAGUGGGUGUCGAAACGUAUGGCGGUGGUCUCUUUCACACAUGGUUUGAUCGUGAUCUGGGUCUAGCGGGGCGGGUUAUAGUACGCGAGAGCGACUCGAACUUUCAGUCCAAGCUCUUAUUCGUUAACCGCCCUAUUAUGCGCAUUCCAACGCUCGCAAUUCACUUGGACCACAAAGCUGCAGAAAACUUCUCCUUUAAUAAAGAAACUCACUUACGCCCCGUGAUUGCUUCUGCCGCUCGUGCCGAGCUGGAGGUAACGACUGAUUGCAAGGGGCUACCCAAGUCGAAACACGCAUCUGUGCUAUUGCAGCUCAUCGCUAAUGAAUUGAAUAUCAAGAUCGACCAAAUUUGCGACUUUGAACUGUGUCUCUUUGACACCCAAGGGGGAAAUAUUGGUGGUGCGCUCAAUGAGUUUAUCUUUUCUCCCAGACUGGACAAUCUAUGCUGCUCGUGGAUUGCCACACAAGCGCUUAUUGAAUCGUUGGAUAAUCUUGCAAACGACGAAAAUAUUCGUGUAGCCGCUUUGUUUGACAAUGAAGAGGUGGGAUCACAGUCUCUGAUGGGUGCUGGCUCCAACUUUUUACAGUCGGUCGCGGAACGUGUAGCCCAGGGUGAGCUUUGUGGUGCUGCGGCUAGGAAGUCGUUUUUGGUUUCAGCUGACAUGGCUCAUGGCGUGCACCCAAAUUAUAGUGAUAAGCACGAGCAGAAUCACCGCCCUAUCUUGGAUGGUGGACCUGUGAUCAAGCACAAUGCCAAUGCACGUUACGCUACAAGCGGCACAUCCGCUUUUUUGAUGAAGGAACUUGCUCGUCGCCAUGAUGUAGAAAUUCAAGAGUUCGUGGUGCGUCAGGACGCCGGAUGUGGAUCAACUAUUGGCCCUAUGCUAUCAACCAGAACAGGCAUUCGAACCAUCGAUGUUGGUCUAGCUCAGUUAAGCAUGCACAGCAUCCGCGAAAUGUGCGGCACCGAAGACUUGGUUAAAACGCUUGAUUGGUUUCGGGCGUUUUAUUCCGAGUUUUCCUCUCUUGACAGUUGCCUUAAGACCGACUGA
Messenger RNA from Plasmopara halstedii, 1455 nucleotides. Its product is annotated as aspartyl aminopeptidase. NCBI's taxonomy places the organism in Eukaryota, Oomycota, Peronosporomycetes, Peronosporales, Peronosporaceae. The transcript has a single exon. The coding region runs from base 1 to 1455 and encodes 484 amino acids. The record is from RefSeq and is a predicted model, not a curated record. Gene Ontology annotation, biological process: proteolysis. Gene Ontology annotation, molecular function: zinc ion binding; aminopeptidase activity.